This is a messenger RNA of Musa acuminata subsp. malaccensis (wild Malaysian banana), 1239 nucleotides long. RefSeq lists its product as uncharacterized. NCBI's taxonomy places the organism in Eukaryota, Viridiplantae, Streptophyta, Magnoliopsida, Zingiberales, Musaceae. The record is from RefSeq and is a predicted model, not a curated record.
AUAUACGUUAGUUGUGGGAAACAGAGAGGAGAGGCUUCCGCAGCUUGCUCUACUUGAGCGAUGGCCAAGGAGCAACGAGAGGAGGAGGUCUGCCUCCCUUCCGACUUCCUUUGCGACGAUCAUUUCCUCGAGGAGAAGAGAAGGCGAGACGAUCGCUUCCUGGAGGAGUUCGCCAUGAAUCUCGACUGGCCGGCGGAGGACGAAUGCCUCUGCAUGACCGGGCUAGCUUGGCAGACGCCUGGCUCCUUCCUCGGCGACACUAAAUAUUGUGACGGGAGGUAUGGAUUCACGGCCGGUUCCCAUGGAACCGCUCUCCGCGGUCGGUUCAUCUCGGAGAAGAAGGGAAGCCUCGACGCUCCUUCGUUAGUUGCCCUGCCGCCUGCGCUGUCUUUCUCAAAUCAUUGCGAGACCGCCAAAAGCGGCCACUGCACGUCCCCCGUCCCCAUCCACUUGCAGCGCUUUCAGGCAACUCAGCUGAAGCAGCAGCAGCAGCUGAUGAGACAACGGUUGUUCGCAGCGUGGGCAAGGCAGAGUGAAGCAAAAGGAGGCGUGCAUUCCCACAACCGUGGCCGUCCCACGGGACUGUCUUCUUCCGCACGCCGUCCUCUCCAAAUGCAGCAGCAGCAACAGCAGCCUGGAUCUGGGAUGAGAGCUGUCUUCCUCAGCAGCCCCAGCGCGAGGAGAGAAUCCGCCGGAACCGGCGUCUUCCUGCCACGCGUCGGCGGCGACACGUCCGAGCCGCCAAAGAAACCAGCAGCUUACUCCACUGUGCUUGUGCCGGAAAGAGUGGUCCAGGCGCUGAAUCUAAAUCUGGAGGAGAUGGGAGGGAAGCCAUACUUGGUCCUCGAUCAUGAUGCUCUCAUAAGCCGACGAGACGCAGUGCUUUCACAUCAGAAAAGGAACCACCGGCUUCCCCACCCAACUCCUCCUGCGAUCCGUGAGAUCAGACUCCCCCAUGACUGGACCUACUGAUACAUGCUCUAUACAUCACAACAGCAGCUGCAAUAAGGUUGGCAGCUCUAUUGAUUCUUAUUGUGUUGGCAGCCCAAUUGGUUGCACUCUCUAUAGCAGUGGACAAAUUUGUAUUACCAUCAUGUCUUGAAUUGUAUGUGAGAUACAUACAAACAAACAAAUGUUGCAGAAUCCAUGUUCAGAAGAAGAACUUGUGUGUAGUGCUUGUCAAAAGCAUAUUACUAUGGGGGCUCUUUAUCUGAUGUGAGCAGCUCAACAAUUGUUGUA